Zootoca vivipara (common lizard) is the source of this 2433-nucleotide messenger RNA. Lineage: Eukaryota; Metazoa; Chordata; Lepidosauria; Squamata; Lacertidae. The record is from RefSeq and is a predicted model, not a curated record.
AUGGUGAUGUUUCUGGUGAUGCUUCUUCUACUCCCACCUCACAUGGCAUGCAAGGCUCACAUACUGAACUGUCAUGUCCAUGAUCCACACCCUCCACUUCACAAGUAUCAUCAGUCAGGAGACCUCAUCUUUGGUGGCAUAGUUUCUCACAGCUACAUCAUCUCCAAUGCCUUAGCCUUCACUGAAGAACCCCCACAGGUACUACGCGAAGAGCUUGUCGUGGUGCCUAAGAAUUACCAGCACGUCCUGGCCUUGGCAUUUGCCGUAAAGGAGAUCAAUGGCAACCCUCAGAUCUUAUCCAACACAACCUUGGGCUUCCACAUAUUUGACAGCUAUUUCAUGGCAAGGGGAACUUAUCAUGCCACACUGCUCCUUACGUCCAGCCCAGAGAAAUUGGUUCCCAACUACAAAUGUGACACUCAGAAUAAUUUGAUAGGUGUCAUUGGGGGACUUGACCCCCUAACCUCUCUUCAUGCAGCAACAGUCUUGGAUAUCUACAAAAUUCCACAGCUCACAUAUGGCCCUGCUCCCAUCAUGCACGACAAAACUCCAGGCCUCUCCUUCUACCAAAUGGUCCCACAAGAAGCCCUCCAGUAUGAGGGGAUUCUCUCCUUACUUCUGUAUUUCAAGUGGACAUGGAUUGGGCUCCUUACAAUGGAUCUUGAGAAUGGAGAACAAUUUGUGCAAACAGUGGUUCCAAUGUUUUCCUCCAGUGGUAUCUGUUUUGCCUUCAUAGAAAGAAUGUCCAAAGUAUCUUUUAUCACUGAAGUACAAGAUUUGAUACAAGAGGGUGCAAAAAUAUGUGAUAAAAUAAUGGGUAGCAAAGCCAAAGUGAUGGUCCUCUAUGGAGAAUCUUACUCAAUGAUAUUUCUUAGAUGGUUUCCAUAUUUAUCAGAAGAAAAAGAAGAGAUGAGAGAGGAUGCAAGAGGUAAAGUGUGGAUAAUGACAGCCCAGAUGGAGCUGACCUCUGCAGCUUUUCAAAGGUCUUGGGAUACACAAAUAAUCCAUGGGGCUCUGUCUUUCACAAUUCAUUCAAAUGCUCUACCAGAAUUUCACAAAUUUCUUGAGCACGUAAGUCCUUGCACCACAAAAGGAGAUUAUUUCAUCAAGGACUUCUGGCAACAGGCCUUUGCUUGUGUCUUCCCAAGUAUAGUCACAGAUGUUAUGGAUCAGAAUAUUUGCACUGGAGAGGAGAACCUGAGAAUGCUUCCAACACCUUUGUUUGAAAUGAGCAUGACGGGCCAUAGCUAUUGUAUAUACAAUGCUGUCUAUGCCAUGGCCCAUGCUCUCCAUGCCAUGUUCUCAUCCAGACUCAAUUCAAGAUUACUGGAAGACAAUGGGAAGGUGGAAUCUCAGAUUUAUCAGCUGUGGCAGUUCCAUCAUUUCCUCAGAGGUGUGUCAUUUAAUAAUAGUGCAGGAGACACAGUUUCCUUCAACCAGAAGGGGGAGUUGGAAGCUGGGCUUGAUGUUAUUAAUUGGAUUGCCUCGGAGAACCAAUCCUUUCAUAAAGUUCAAGUUGGCAGGAUGGAUCCGCAGACUUCUUCGGGUGAAGUGUUCACCAUCCAUGAGAAUGCUAUAACAUGGCACAAGUGGUUUAACCAGGAAAUAAGCUUCUUGUCUUUUGAAGAACCUGUGGGGCUCAGUUUAGCCCUUUCUGCUCUUUCCGGUUCCUUGGUCACUGUUCUAGUCCUCUUGACUUUUAUGAAGAACCACAACACUCCCAUUGUCAAAGCCAACAACCGGCAGCUCACCUACACUCUCCUCCUCUCCCUCCUGCUAUGCUUCCUUUCUGCCCUGCUAUUCAUUGGACAGCCUCAGAAGGUGACAUGUCUCCUCCGACAAACUGCUUUUGGCAUCGUCUUCUCAGUGGCUGUUUCUUGUGUGCUGGCAAAAACCCUCACUGUGGUUCUGGCUUUCGUGGCCACCAAACCAGGAUCCAGAAUGAGGAAAUGGGUGGGAAAGAGGCUGGCCAAUUCCAUUGUUCUUUUUGGCUUCCUUCUACAAGGAGGCAUUUGCAUUGUGUGGCUGGUAAUCUCUCCCCCGUUGCCAGAGGCUGACGUACACUCAGUGGCUGAACAAAUUAUACUUGGAUGUAACGAGGGGUCUGUGACAAUGUUUUAUUGUGUCCUUGGCUAUAUUGGCCUCCUGGCCACUGCCAGCUUCACUUUGGCCUUCCUUGCCAGGAAGUUACCCGACACCUUCAAUGAAGCCAAGUUUAUCACUUUUAGCAUGUUAGUGUUUUGCAGUGUGUGGUUAUCCUUUCUUCCAACCUACUUGAGCACUAAGGGGAAAUACAUGUUAGCUGUGGAGAUCUUUUCUAUCUUAGCCUCCAGUGCUGGAUUAUUGGUGUGCAUCUUUUCUCCCAAAUGCUACAUUAUUUUGUUGAAGCCUGAAUUGAACAAAAGGGAACAGCUAAUACGAAGAACUAACUGA